CUUUUCUUUGAACGCUUUCUCACAGGAAAACAUAAUUGAUAAUAUAUAAAACAAACUUAAUACCGGCGCUCCAGCUACAUUCACUUACUUGUAGUAUAUCUGUUCUUAACCUGAGCACAUACCAAUGCCAAAAUGCCUAUGGAUUUAUGCGAAGUGAUGUAAAGUUACGAUUGUUCAGUUUUCGAUCGACAGUUGUGGACCAUCGGUUUCGCCAAUAAGUGAUUGGUGACAGGACGUCAUUAGCGUUAUUCAGUACAUGUGAAGCUAGAAUAUUUCGGAGAAUCAGCCUGAAACAUAACUUCUCUCACCCACAGGACAGGAGUUGGAGAACACGGUUGGAAUUGCUGACAUGUAUCCUGUUGACAGUGUUGCCAGUAUUGUAUGAUUCUUUUCUACACUGGUGAAUAUACUUGAAUGCCGCACAAUGAAUGCAGGGGAUGCUCAAUCCAGUGAUGAUCAGUCCCUCAAAGAGCAGCGUCAGAAGAAUCACUACCUCCUCAACAGUGAACUGCAGAGCAUGGCUAGAGAACUGCCCAUGAAGUUCCAACAGCGUCUGCCCUAUGACCUGCUGUCUGGCCUGGCCAAUGCCCUGCUGGAUGGGACAGUGUUUGAGAUUGUCCGGAGUCUGGAGGAAGUGCAGCAUCUCGAAGAGAAGAGUCUCUUCAACCAGAGGUCAAAGCUCAACAGUGAACACAAGGCUCAGCGUCACGAGAUGCAGAAGAAACACAAAGAAAUGCUGCAGUCUUGUCAGACCAAGCCCCACAACCUUCCACUGGUCCAGUCGCAGAUCCAGAGGGAGCUGGAGACAAUGACCAAACGCUGUGGUUUUAUAGAGUUGAAGAAGAAGGACAUGAAGGUCAUCCUUGACCUUGACCAGAAGGUUAUGGACCAACAGGUUAUGUUGGAGAAGGCUGGAGUCCCAGGAUUCUUCGUGACCAACAACCGUCAGGAGAUCCGACUUCAGAUGUACCUGCUUGAGUUCAUCCUCAGACUCAGUCGGAUGAAUAUUCCUCUGUGUUGAGACACUGAUAUCCCAUUCUUGUUAUUUAACUGGAUCUGACCAGUAAUGAUCAGAUCGAUAUAUUGAGUGACCUGACUCGUGUCAAGGUGUAGCAAGACUGUGCAGCAAAACUGUGGAUUGUUGCCUGUGGUGUCAACCAUGGAUUUGUCUUGCUAAGAGACUGUUAUUUACAGGCAACCAGUAUUAUGCUGGAAUAUUGCAGACUGUCAUGGUACAGAAAUCCAUUCACUGGUUGUGUUUGGAACUGAAUGGAAGAAGAUGUAUAUGCACAUCUCUCUGCAGUAUUCAUCCUUUGACUCGCUUCGACAGCCAUUUCCUGUGUUGAGGCCUGACUGAGGUUAACCACAAAAGCAUUUACGUCUCUGGACAGUUUGCAGAUGACAAUACCAUGAAAAAGCCAUAUCAGAAUAAAUGAGAGUCUUACUCAUACUGUCAGUUCUUCAAAACCAAUAAUUCAUCAAAGCCUGUAUGAAUAGGUAUUGGGGAAAAGAAUUACUGACAAUCAAAGGGACGUACUGAUGACAGAUGUUGGUGUAUUAUGAACAGUAUCUCUUUGUUUUUGUUAACACCACAAUCAAAAGAUGUUAUAAGAAACCCAGUAAAGAGAUGUUAUUGAAGUCUGUAAUAAAAUGAUACAGCACAUUUGUAGUAAGCCAUAUCCUUGUGUAUUGUGAUCAGAUGUUGAUGCUCUGAAUGAAUAUGCCCCGCCGUUAUAUAUUGGAAUAUUGCUAAAAGCGGCAUAAAACUCAACUCACUGACUGCCUGAUUGAAUGAAUGAAUAUGUCUGGAUUUGUGUUGAGUUGAGUGAGACUAUGAUGGGAAUUCUGUUCUGGCAAUGAUCACACUUAUAAUGUAUAUCAGGGCCUGUACUACCGGUACUUGCCAUGUGAUGAAAAUAGUUCAGUGCUGUGUUGGUGUAGAGGCAGUGUUGUCAAACAUAACACUAUCUGUGUGGAGGUGACGAAAAUAUUCAAAUAUGUGAACAUGCAACAAGUGAGCUACAGUACUGUGGCCUUUGCUUGAUAUACUUCUGUUAAGUGUUUUAAGAACUUACUAAGAGGAAUGAGUGGGUCUGACACAUCAUAGAUGCCACAACAUUAUGAUCAAACCAGUAUCUAUACUCACUUCUGUGGAAGGAAUAAAAGUUUUCCAUACUUGA
Haliotis rubra (blacklip abalone) is the source of this 2180-nucleotide messenger RNA. Its product is annotated as protein DGCR6-like. Lineage: Eukaryota; Metazoa; Mollusca; Gastropoda; Lepetellida; Haliotidae. The record is from RefSeq and is a predicted model, not a curated record.